Drosophila innubila is the source of this 874-nucleotide messenger RNA. It is a transcript of the gene E(spl)mdelta-HLH, whose product is annotated as enhancer of split mdelta protein. Gene Ontology annotation, cellular component: nucleus. Gene Ontology annotation, molecular function: DNA-binding transcription factor activity, RNA polymerase II-specific; protein dimerization activity; RNA polymerase II cis-regulatory region sequence-specific DNA binding. The coding region runs from base 1 to 582 and encodes 193 amino acids. Gene Ontology annotation, biological process: regulation of transcription by RNA polymerase II; regulation of neurogenesis; anterior/posterior pattern specification. The record is from RefSeq and is a predicted model, not a curated record. NCBI's taxonomy places the organism in Eukaryota, Metazoa, Arthropoda, Insecta, Diptera, Drosophilidae. The transcript has a single exon.
AUGGCCGUGGAGGGUCAAAGAUUUAUGACCAAGACUCAGCACUACCGCAAGGUCACCAAACCGUUGCUGGAGCGAAAGCGACGUGCGCGCAUGAAUCUGUACUUGGACGAGCUGAAAGAUCUCAUUGUGGAUACAAUGGACGCACAGGGUGAACAGGUCAGCAAGCUGGAGAAGGCCGACAUACUGGAGCUGACGGUCAACUAUCUGAAGUCGCAACAGCAGCAACGCAUGGCUUGUGGCAAUGGUGGUAAUGGUGUCAACGCUCCAACCACACCCACAGCCACUCCCACAUCUCCACCAGCAACCCCAUUGAACUUCGAUAAAUUUCGAGCUGGCUACACACAAGCUGCCUACGAGGUUUCGCAUAUCUUCUCCACGGUGCCUGGCUUGGAUCUUCAGUUUGGCACUCAUCUAAUGAAGCAACUGGGACAUCAGCUGAAGGAUAUGAAGCAGCAGUUGAACAGUCCCGUGCCCAGCGAAGAAGCCACUGAACCAGUCAACCUGGCUGAUUGUAAGCAGCAACGUGCCACAUCCCCUAAUGAGGACCUGGAGAAGGGCGAGGAUGUCUGGCGACCCUGGUGAAACCUCGUGUUUAACCAAUACAAUAGCUUUAUUAUCAUGGCACAUUGAGAGCUUUAUUACUCUGGUUUUAGUUUUAUAAGUCUUGACCAAGUUUUCCAAGGAUUACUCCAAACAUUUGCCUCAUUUUUAUAACACAUAUAUAGACUUAAGAUAUGAUGUGAUGUUCCUGUGAUAGUUUUUAAGUGAGUUUUUUGUAUUUGAUCUCCAAUAGCAAAUAAUACGAUAGUUAUUUAAGUAAUUUAAUUAAUUUUGAUAUUAUAACAUUCAGCUUCCCACUGAGCUUCCACUUAGU